This is a messenger RNA of Lynx canadensis (Canada lynx), 903 nucleotides long. RefSeq names its product protein FRG2-like-1. The transcript is spliced from 4 exons. The record is from RefSeq and is a predicted model, not a curated record. The coding region runs from base 1 to 903 and encodes 300 amino acids. Lineage: Eukaryota; Metazoa; Chordata; Mammalia; Carnivora; Felidae.
AUGGACUCUGGAACUGAAGGCUCAGAGCCCCGCAGCUCAUCCGUGCGACACCCCGCUGACCGGCCGCCCUGCCACCAGAACUCGUUCCCAGAAAGCGGCUCAGAUGUGGAGGAGAAAGCACUGGAAGGGAAAGAGGAGACGUUACUGUCGCCGUUGAGAGAGAGCCGCACCCAAAGGCGAGGGUCAGAGCCCAAGACAGAGGAGGAGGAUCCCAGGGAAAGUGAGCCCAAAAGGGACAGCUGCAUUUCCGGAUCAGAAUCGGAAGGCUGCUCCAGUUGGGAGGGCUCCGGCAAGAGGAAAGUCACUUCCAGCGACAGCACCUGCCCCCCAGCAGCAGGGGCCUCUCCAGCAGGUGAGCGCAGUGUGACUCCGGGAAAGAGGAAACGGACGACGCCGGACUCGGGCCAGGACAGCGAGAGCGAGGAGACCGCGGGUGCCCAGCGCAGGAGACGCGGGGCGCGGGGCGCCGGGCGCGGCCGGCGGAGCAGGUGCAGGUCCCCGGGAGACCGGCCGCCCCCACUUCGGAAGAGGCUGGUGACCGCCGUGCGCGCCCUGUCUGAGGCCGUCCGUCAGGACGUGGCCGGGGCGUGGGAGCAGCGGGAGCGUUCCCCGCUGACGUGGGAGCAGCGCACGGGGCUCGGGCGGCUCUGGGCGCCUCUGUGCGCGGCCUUGCAGACCGUCUACACCAUGGCCAACCAGGCGGCCUACGUGUUCCCUGCAGAGAGCUGGCUCGUCCCAGCCCCGCCGCCGGGCCCCCGGGCUCCAGCUGGGGAUACAGGAGAAGCCCGGGGCUCCCCCCGCGACGGACACGGGGCCUCCCCUCCGCGGGUCGGGAGCGAGGCCGCCCGCGCUGCGUCAGGCACCCGCGCUGCCGCAGAGCUGCGCGCGCAGCCCCCGGGGUGA